Messenger RNA from Phycomyces blakesleeanus NRRL 1555(-), 2121 nucleotides. RefSeq lists its product as hypothetical. Gene Ontology annotation, molecular function: protein binding. The coding region runs from base 1 to 2121 and encodes 706 amino acids. Gene Ontology annotation, biological process: cell division. The record is from RefSeq and is a predicted model, not a curated record. Lineage: Eukaryota; Fungi; Mucoromycota; Mucoromycetes; Mucorales; Phycomycetaceae. The transcript has 9 exons.
AUGAAUUGUACAACCUCCACAGAAGCAUGGUGCCUUUUAUCACUAAUCAACAAAGACAUUGAUCAAUUCUAUUACAAAAAUGCCAUUCUUUUGGCAGAACGACUUUAUUCGAUUGACAGAACAAAUGAAGAUUACAAAUUCAUUUAUGCCAAAUCACUAUUCUUAAAUGAUGAUCUCAAUGCAGCAUAUCGGAUCCUAUUGAAAUCUUCAUCAAUUCCAUGUGUAAAUCUAUUCUCGAGAUGCUGCUUGAUUCUUGGUGAUAGGGAGAAAACAGACAAAAACAAGACUCAAUUAUGGAGGCAAGGGGUCCAAAGCUUAAAAAGCAUUAUAAACUCGAUGGAAGAAGAAACAAGAGAAUCCCACUCAUGGGGUGAUGAACUUGUUUGUACAACCCUGCGCGCAUAUAUUCCAACUAGAUCAGCACUAAACAGUCUUCUUGGAGAACUGUACAAAAAAUUGCAAAACAUACACGGUGCUGCCUAUUCAUUUCACCAGGCUAUCCUCACUAAUCCAUUCAACCUGGCAUCAUUUAUGGAUCUGUGCGAGCUUGGCCCAGACACAGAUUCAAUUGAUGUGCACAGUCUCCUCAAAAACGAGUUUAAGGAUUUUAAAGAGUCUACAACAAUUAUUGAUACCAUGAAUCUCAAAAAAGUUCCUAAACCGCCCGUAUCCUCUUCGAUCGAUAUUCGUUUCACAAAAAGAAUUCCAGACAGGAACCCACGUUGGGAAAUUCCUGCAAUGCGCGGAAGCUAUUAUGAUGUGAGUCUUGACCAGUUGAGAGGAAUUGUUCAUGAGGCUCCAGAAAUCACAGACGAUGAAUUUGAUUCCAUUCAACCACAAAAAGGAGAGCGUGAGGUUGAAAAAGAUAAAUUCAUUAAGAAACUUGGAGAAGAUAUUGAACAAAUGAAGGUGGAGGAAGCAAUUAGAACAAAGAAUGGAUUAUACCAAAAAAAGCUCGAUGAUAAUUUAUCAAACACAAGUACCAGAAUUCCAUUUGAAGAAAGCUUCUCUCUGGAUCAUUCCUUUAAUUUUGAUAUUGGAAAAGCUCCCCGAUUGGAGUUGGAAUCUGCACUUGAUAUUUUGACAGAAGAGCAAGAUUCUGAAAGUAAUGCUCAUCCUGAAAAGAGACAAAAAACAUCCCACAAGUCGUUUUCACCAGGAAGUAUUGGAGCGAGAGAAGACAUUGAUAAUAUAUUUACUGAAGUAGAAUAUAAUGAUGUUUCAAGAAAAGACGCAAAGACCCAGGCACUUUACAAAUACUUUUAUAUCACUUCUACAUCUCCAGGCGAUACAUCAUACGAUGUAAAAAGCGAUAUCGUUAAAGCUAUGAACCGCAUACUGGGUGUGAUAAGGAUCUUGGCUGAAGCUCACGCUCAUCAAGCUUCAUAUCGAUGUCGAGAAUUAGCCCUUGCAGUUCAAAGUCUUGAUGAUCAACAGUAUGAGUCACCCAGAGUUUUGUGCCUCUUAGGAAACUCAUUUUACAACUUUGCAGAUUAUGAAAAUGCCAGAAUAUUCUUUAGACAUGCCUUUGCUAUUGCACCCUGGUUUUGCGAAAGUUUACCAGUCUACUCAACAUGCUUGCUUUAUCUUGACAAUGAAGUGGAAUUAAACUUGCUGGCUUAUGAUGUCAAACAUAAUAGCUCGCACAAGUAUGAAGGGUACAUUGUUGCUGGAAAUUGGGCCAAAUGUGCUCGAGGAACCGAGGAAGCCUUUAAAAUGUACAGAAAGGCAGUUGAAGCUGACCCCAGGAGAUCUUAUGGAUACAAUUUAUUGGGCUGUGAAGAAGCUGAUAGCAAAAAAUGGUUGAAUGCUAAAGCGCAAUUUAUGAAAUGUAUUCUCGCUAAUAAGCGCUCUUUUGUCGGCUGGUAUGGUAUGGCGACGGCUCAUAAAGCCAUGGGUGAAUUUAAUGAAGCACUUCCAAUGUUAGCCGAAGCGAUCAGACUCAAUCCACAUCAUCCUAUUGUAUUAAAUACCAUGGCAGAGCUGAACGUUGAUCUGGGAAAAUAUGAAGUAGCAUUGGGGUACGCGGAGAGGUCUUAUCUUAUUAAACCAUCCGAGGAGACAGAAAAACUUAGAAAACAUAUCCUUUCUUUAUGCGUUGAAUGUGGGUUUCAAGAAUAA